Molecule: messenger RNA, 2235 nt
Organism: Thamnophis elegans (Western terrestrial garter snake)
Lineage: Eukaryota; Metazoa; Chordata; Lepidosauria; Squamata; Natricidae
Product: NACHT, LRR and PYD domains-containing protein 3-like
Biological process (GO): positive regulation of inflammatory response
Cellular component (GO): cytoplasm
Source: RefSeq, a predicted model, not a curated record
AGUACUCUAUGACUUACCCAUUUUAUGUGCAAUGUGUAUUUCACUAAUUCUAAUCCAUCUUUUGUUGCAGGUGUUGAUGCUCACCAACUUCCAGAUUUAUCAGAAUACAGAAACUACAUUAAAAACAAAUUCGAAACAAUGAAAGAUCCUAAUGCUGUUCCUGGUGAAUAUGUGCUCUUGAAUAAGAGAUACUCAAAGCUAAUGAUCCUAGAUUAUUACCCAUCUAAAGAGGAGAGAGAACAUGAAAUUCUGGCUAUGGGAAAGAAAUAUUAUUAUUCAACCAGCAUAGAAACAUUAUUUAACCCUGAUAAAUAUGGAUUAAUUCCACAAGUUGUUGUACUACAAGGAGCUGCAGGAAUUGGAAAAACCAUAAUGGCCAAAAAAAUCAUGCUUGAUUGGGCUUCUCAACAUCUUUACCAGGACAAAUUUGAUUAUGUUUUCUAUAUUUGCUGUAGAAAGAUGAAUCUCCAUGCAGAGACAGAGGAGAGUAGCAUUGCAGAUAUAAUUUCAGAAGGAUGGCGCAAGGGUCACUCAUUGAAAAAUGUCAUUCAAAACAUACUGAAGAAUGAAGAAAAGCUUCUGUUCAUAAUUGAUGGGUUUGAUGAAUUAAGGCAUUCCUUUGAUCAGUCCAAAGAUUCCUUUUGCUUUGAUCCCUGGGAGAAGAAGCCGGUGAGAAUUCUUUUGAGCAGUUUAUUUCAAAAAAAGCUUUUUCCUAAAUCCUUUCUUAUAAUCACAACAAGACCAACUGCUUUGGAGAAACUCCAUCAAUGUUUAGAGCGCCCAGGUUAUUUUGAGAUACUGGGAUUUUCUACAGUGGAAAAAAUAGAAUAUUUCUACAAUUUUUUUGAAAAUAAAGACCAAGCAACUCAAGUUCUCAGAUUUGUUGAACAAAAUGAUACACUUUUCACCAUGUGUGUCAUUCCCCUUGUGAGCUGGAUCAUCUGCACAGUGAUGAAACAGGAGAUGGAGAGAGGCAAAGAUCUUCAGAAGACACCAUACACUCUCACUGCAAUCUAUAUGCUGUAUCUCUCCAGUUUGUUAAAGUAUCACCAUAAAGAAUCCAAACAGGUUGUCCAAACCAAUGUGAAAGGCUUAUGCUCUUUAGCUGCAGAAGGAAUCCACAAACGACAAAUACUAUUUAUGGAGGAAGAAGUCAAGAAGCACAUUUUAGAUCAGGAAAACUCCCUCCCCCUUUUUCUGAAUCAGGGCAUCUUCAAAGAGGACAUUGAUUGUAUUCAAACCUACAGCUUCAUUCAUUUAAGCUUCCAGGAGUUUUUUGCUGCUUUGUUUUAUGUCCUAGAAGAAGGAGAUGAGCAGCAUUCUCAAAAUCUGAAUAAAAAUUUGCAGACAUUAUUAGAAACACAUACAUCUUUUAGGACUGAUUUUGCAGUAGUAUUUCGCUUCCUCUUUGGUUUUUUAAAUGAAGGGGGAAAAAUGAGGCAGUUGAAAAAAAAACUUGGCUGGAAAAUUUUUCCUAAGUAUAAAGAAUCUAUGGUAGACUGGGUGAAAAAUAAUCUAAAAAAGCGGGGAAAGCAAAAAAAAAAAAUGUUUAGUUAUUUGUAUGAGACACAAGAUGGUAAUUUUAUAAAAAACGCACUAUGUGAUAUCACUGAAAUAUUUGUUUGCUGUAAGUCUGAAAUGGAAUUGAUGAACUUCAGCUAUUGUAUACAACACUGCCAGAAUUUAAAGGAUAUCAGGAUUGACAAUUUGGACGAUAUGGACGAUAUGGACGAUAUGGACGAUAUGGACGAUAUGGACGAUAUGGACGAUAUUGGUUUUAUAGGACAUGAGGAUCGGUGUUUGGAUAAAAGAAAUGUGGAAGACUUCUUUGAAGCACUGACGCAACUGAAAAACUUAGAAUAUCUGAGUUUGAUAGGAUGGCCUCUCAAAGAGUCCUGUGGCAGGUAUUUGGCUGAAGUCUUCAAGAACAAUCAGAGAUUGAAAAAGUUACAUUUGUAUCCCAAGCACAUAGAUGACAGAACAGUAAAAUUGCUGUGUAAGGGGCUCCAAGAUCCACACUGCAAAAUAGAAAUCCUAGAACUUGGUAAAGACUUCCUGACUGAAUCUUGCACCAGGCAUGUUGUAGAAGUACUCAGCAAAAACCAGAGAUUGAGAAAAUUACACUUGAAUAUGAUGAAAUCAGAUGACAAUGCAAUGGAACUAUUGUGCGAUUGGCUCAAACAAGACUUGAGGCUGCAAUUGCUGCCAAAGAUGCUUCAAAAAAGUACUGAAUGA